AUGAAAUUUGUAGGUUUUAAUACCAAAACUUUUGUGAAUUUCUUCGCUGGAGUGGAUGAAAAAUCAGAUGCCUCCGAUUGGUAUUUCACAGGAAAAAUCAUUUUCCGUAAAAACAAUUUCAAAGAAAUAAAAAGAUCAAAAAAGGGUAGUGGUGUUAGCCUACUCAAAAAGAUAAAAGAAUAUAUCGGUAUAAAUUGUUAUAUACCGAGCGAUGGAUGCUGCUUUGUAAAGUGCGUAAAUUAUGUUUUGAACAAAGACUACACGAGAGAAUUUCAAGAUUUCAUCAACAGUUUUCAAAAAUCAAACAGAAAAGGAGUUAUGACAUCUGCUAGAAUUUGCGAAUUCAAUAAGAAAUUUAAUACUAAUUUUCAAAUAUAUAUGCCCAAACAUAGACAUUUUCAACCAAAGAAAGUAACCGAAGAAUUAGAUUGGGUUUUUUAUAUACACAUAGAACAUUUCUGUUUGAUAAGAAGAAAUAACAAAGCUUUGGGCAUUAAAGAAAUAGAAGAUAAUUACGAUGAAAACGUAUGGAGAACUUGUGAAGAUGAUAAUGCGGUAACGCAAGUUUCACUUCUAAAACUAAACGUUUUUCCAACCAUUCCCGAUUAUUGUUUAUACGCAUGGGAUUGCGAAACCUAUUGCGAAAAAGAAACGAAUAAAGCCAUUCCUUAUUGUUGUACUUUAGUCAAUUUGGAAAAACUGAGGAAAAGAUUAGAUGAUUAUAAUAAUUACUUACGUGAUUUAAGUGAUUUAAAUGAGACUCUAGAUUUUAAGCCGUCAGAUCCCAUUUCAGAAGAAUUUUACAACAAACUCAUGACUAAUAUAGUAGAAAUAUUUGUAGGUACAGAUUGUAUAGAUCAAAUGUUACAACGUUUAGGAAAAGUAGAUGAGAAAAGACUAACCUUAAUUUCCCAUAACGGCAGUGGUUUUGAUAACUGGAUCAUGAUCAAAAACGUAAAAAAACUAACACAAUGCCCUUUAAAAACAGCUAGAGGAAUUCUGUCUCUACCUUUAACUAAUUCAUUCACUGAUGAAUAUUUACAGAAAAAAUGGAAAAGACAGAAAGAAAUAAAGGGUAACUCUAAUUAUUUGCAAAAUAUUAAUUUCACAUAUUCCUAUCAACACGAAUCAUCUAGUUUGGCAGCAUGGGGAAAAUCAUCUAAUCUACCAAUGAAUUUGAGAAAAAUCGAGGAUGUUAAUAUUGCAAAAUACACUAAAGAUAAUUGGGAAUCUUUAAGACCCGAAUGGGAACCUUACGCUUAA
Lottia gigantea (owl limpet) is the source of this 1263-nucleotide messenger RNA. RefSeq lists its product as hypothetical. The record is from RefSeq and is a predicted model, not a curated record. The coding region runs from base 1 to 1263 and encodes 420 amino acids. The transcript has a single exon. NCBI's taxonomy places the organism in Eukaryota, Metazoa, Mollusca, Gastropoda, Lottiidae.